Trichomonas vaginalis G3 is the source of this 738-nucleotide messenger RNA. RefSeq lists its product as uncharacterized. Bases 1 to 738 code for a protein of 245 amino acids. The record is from RefSeq and is a predicted model, not a curated record. NCBI's taxonomy places the organism in Eukaryota, Parabasalia, Trichomonadida, Trichomonadidae. The transcript has a single exon.
AUGGAUACAAAUUCGUUCAACUUAGGAUGUGCUAUUAUUGCAUCUGCCCCUCUUAUUGUCGGACAUCUAGUUUUUCACGACAACGUCAGAUAUAUCCUCUUUUCAUGGUUCUGCGCUUUUGUAUCAACUUUAUUGUUGAUCAUUUGCUCAUUGACACCUCUAAUCACGAAAAACUACUUCCUAAUAUUAUUUAUUUCAUGUCCAAUUGAUACUCUUGGCAAAUUAAUUCUUUCAAUUAUCGCAAAAAAGCUUAAAUUUUUACAAACACCAGUUACUCGUAUUUCUGUUGGCUUAUGCUGCGGCCUUGGUUACGGACUUGCUCAUGUACUGACAAUGUAUUUACCAAUUGUCAUGGAUCAGCCAUUUUCAAUAGAUUUUUCGUCAAGUCAUCCAUUUUGGUUCCCAAGUGCCCUUGAUUUAGCUUUUGUUUACCACGCUCUUUCCGUAUUCCAUAUGGCAACUUCUUUAUUCUUCAUCAGAUUCUGGGAUAAGAAUCUUUUCAUUCUCUAUUUAAUCGGAACAGUUGCUCAUCUCCUUAUUUCAUACAUUACAAUUAUUCCAUAUUUCUGGCUUAAGAUCCCGAUUUUAAUGGUUCUUUCUUACGUUUCUUUGUAUUAUACAACAGGAUUAUAUAAGUCUCUUGAUUAUCAGCCAAUUGAUAAUGUUCCAGAAGAUGAAGUCGAAAAUUAUGACGAAAACAAGCUUCAAGCUGAUUCUGCGGAAUCUAAUAAUAAUUAA